Molecule: messenger RNA, 892 nt
Organism: Raphanus sativus (radish)
Lineage: Eukaryota; Viridiplantae; Streptophyta; Magnoliopsida; Brassicales; Brassicaceae
Product: ylmG homolog protein 1-2, chloroplastic
Exons: 1
Coding region: 76-732 (218 amino acids)
Biological process (GO): chloroplast fission
Cellular component (GO): membrane
Source: RefSeq, a predicted model, not a curated record
AUCAGCAUUCGACAGUUUUGACAAAAAAAAAGAAAAAGAAGAAAAAAAAGCAUUCUCCAGCUCCAAACAACGACAAUGGCUCUCUUUUCGACCACCAACAACAUCCUCUCUCUUCGCUCCUCAAUCCUCAUGAACCCUAGAUUCCUUCCAAUCAACCACCACUGUAAUCCUCCUCUCCGCCUCUCUGUUCCCCAUAAACCCACCUUCAAUCUCUCCCACAGAAACCCUAAAACCAUUGUCUCCGCCGCCGUCACACUCUCCACCGAUCCCUCUCCUCGAUUCCCCUUCUCCGACUCAACCAAAUCAAUCACAACCCUCGCGAUUCUCGCCGGAAUCGUAACGAAAUCCCUAAUUCACAAACUCUCCGCCGCCUUCGUAACCUUAUCCCCGCAGUUCCAGGCAUCUCUCCGAAUCUCCGGUCCGCUGUUCUUCGCGGCGGUUCGCGACCGUCCCGCCGGGUAUCUCAACACGCCGUUGACGGUUGUUGCGGCGGGUUUGUCCAAGUGGCUUGAUAUCUACAGUGGUGUACUGAUGGUUAGAGUUUUGCUCAGUUGGUUCCCCAACAUUCCUUGGGAUCGUCAGCCUCUCUCCGCCAUUAGAGAUCUUUGUGAUCCUUAUCUGAAUCUCUUCAGGAACAUUAUCCCUCCUGUCUUUGAUACCCUUGAUGUUAGCCCUUUGCUUGCUUUUGCUGUUUUGGGUACUUUGGGUUCCAUUCUCAACAAUAGCAGAUGAUAAGCUGGCGGAUUAUUACGAAUGGAUCUUAUGAGGUUGUUAUUUUCUUGUUUUCACUAUGUAGUGACAGUACUAUAUUGUUGUUGUUUUCAAUAAAAUAAUAUUGGAGACCUUGUUUGUGCUGAGAAUUAGAUCGAUAUACAAAAGCUAUUGGUUUUUA